AUGACUGCAGAUAAAGAGAUAAACCCCAAAGCAUAUCCCCUUGCCUCUCCAGAGCUAACUAAUACUAUCUUAGAUACAGUGCAGCAAGCUUGCAGCUAUAAGCAGCUUAAGAAGGGUGCUAAUGAAGCAACAAAAGGUUUAAGCAGAGGGCUGGCGGAGUUGGUUGUGCUGGCAGCAGAUGCAGAGCCGCUAGAGAUUCUGCUGCACCUUCCCUUAGUUUGCGAAGACAAAAACGUUCCUUAUGUCUUUGUGGAGUCUAAGGUGGCCUUAGGAAGGGCUUGCGGUGUCUCUCGGCCUGUCAUCGCUUGCUGCAUAACCAGCAAAGACGGCAGCGCACUCAACCCCCAAAUAGCAGAGCUGAAGAACAGCAUAGAAGCUAUGCUUAUCUAA
This is a messenger RNA of Eimeria acervulina, 390 nucleotides long. RefSeq names its product 60S ribosomal protein L7a, putative. The record is from RefSeq and is a predicted model, not a curated record. Gene Ontology annotation, biological process: ribosome biogenesis; mRNA splicing, via spliceosome; maturation of SSU-rRNA. NCBI's taxonomy places the organism in Eukaryota, Apicomplexa, Conoidasida, Eucoccidiorida, Eimeriidae. Bases 1 to 390 code for a protein of 129 amino acids. Gene Ontology annotation, cellular component: small-subunit processome; nucleolus; precatalytic spliceosome. The transcript has 3 exons. Gene Ontology annotation, molecular function: RNA binding.